AUGACAAGAAAAAGUGAAGAGGAAGUUAAUGCUGUGAACACAAUUGUUGCCGUAAAUAAAGAUAAAGAAAAAAGAGAAAAUAACAUAGUAAUUUUUGGAAUACCUCUAUCGAAAGAGAGUAACAUCGAAAGCAGAAAGAUUCAAGACAAGGCAAUUAUAGAAGAUGUUUGUAAAAUAGAAAAUAAAAAACCAGAUAUUUUAAUGAUAUGUGACACAUGGUGGACAGAUACUUCAGCAACCAGCAUUUCAGGUUAUUCUUUAUUUAGGCAAGACAGGAAUCAUGGCCGAGGUGGAGUCAUUCGAGACACCAUAAAAGCUAUGAAAAAUUUUGAUGGUUCUGUAGUAACAAAUGGACAUGCAAUUUCAAAUAUUUUGAACAAUUAUUCCAACUCUGUCUUUACAAUAGAAGAUAAAAAUAAUUUUCCUACUUCUCUACCGAAAACAAAUGCUAUAUGCACAGACUCAUCUUAUGAUAAAAUCAUUAUCAAGACUAAAUUAAGAAAUCUAAAUGUAAAAAGAGCUAUUGGAGUAGAUGGUGUACAUCCCAGAAUUCUCAAAAAGUGCUCAGAAAGUCUAGCAAAAUCAUUGAAAAUAUUAUUUGAUAAAUCAUACGAAAACGGUAAAGUGCCAGAAUUGUGGCUAUGUGCUAACGUUACACCCCUAUAUAAGAAAGGUAAUAAAUCAGAUCCAUCAAACUAUAGACCGGUUUCUCUAACAUCUGUAGUUUGCAAAAUAAUGGAGAGUAUAACAAGAGAUACAUUAAUGAAACAUAAAUGA
Messenger RNA from Helobdella robusta, 777 nucleotides. RefSeq lists its product as hypothetical. The record is from RefSeq and is a predicted model, not a curated record. The transcript is spliced from 3 exons. Bases 1 to 777 code for a protein of 258 amino acids. Lineage: Eukaryota; Metazoa; Annelida; Clitellata; Rhynchobdellida; Glossiphoniidae.